CGUCCAUCAGAGCCGUCGAUGCGCGGGUAUGGUCGGUGGGGAUGGAAACUGCGCCGUUGGAUUGAUGUUAAGGCGUGAAAAAUUAUAGUGGACGAACUUAUGAAGUCCAAAUCGGGGCCAUCUCAUCUGCGUCUCCGUUGAGAGGGAGGGAGGGAGCGAGCGAGUAGGGAGGGAGAGGCAAUGGCGGCGAUCUGUAUGCUUAACAGGUCGCUAAAUCUCUAUCGAUGUUUCCGGCGCUCCUCCUCGUUGGACUUUGCGUCUGAUGCGAUGGCGGUGGCAGUGGUCGGGAGAAAAGGGAAGAUGAAUAAGCCGUGCUUGCCCCCCAUCAUUUGCAGCGCCCCCUUGGAACGUAGUUCUGAGGUCCAGCAACAGCUUCUGACCGAGGAAGAGGCCCAAGAGACUCGUGCUUCCUUUUCCUUAGUCAGAGAGAUGAUCACAGUGUUAAUUGUAAAGCUUAGAAUAAGGAGUUACAUGAGAUUGUCAUGAUAACUUUUGCUCUAAUUAACAAGAGCUACUAGCCAGAUCGGUGGUUCUCUAAGCACAAAGUAAAUGAACUAGCCUUUGAUGAGGCUCUUCCACUCGCAAGUUCUUGAUCCAUUACUCCUUGAUUUCGUCCAUUUCAUUUGUAGAAGUGUUGGUGCAAUCAUGCCCCAAUUGUUGGAGCUCGAUUAUGUAAUUU
Zingiber officinale is the source of this 679-nucleotide messenger RNA. RefSeq lists its product as uncharacterized. Lineage: Eukaryota; Viridiplantae; Streptophyta; Magnoliopsida; Zingiberales; Zingiberaceae. The record is from RefSeq and is a predicted model, not a curated record. Bases 181 to 486 code for a protein of 101 amino acids. The transcript has 2 exons.